AUGGAUUCCACGUAUACUUAUCAAGAUGUGGUCGACAAUGCUAUCGCAGCCUUUAACCCCGUGAAUGACUCAAGCGACGGACCAACUUGUGUUAUUUGCGGACGAGAGUAUGGAAGCGCUGGGCCAAGUUUCGAGUAUGAUAAUAUCGACCUCCUAAGCCAACUGCCCGGCCGUAUCAGACGAAGAUAUAUUGAAGACACCGUUGAAGCCAUACAGACACCAUGCAAUCACACCUUCUGUCUCCGGUGCAUAAGUUUCUGGUGCCAGGACAAAGCGAUUUGCACAUGUCCCUUGUGCCGUCAUCCAAUUAUUCUUAGAAGGGAUCCUACCGAUCUCAUGCGUUCAGACCAGGACCUAUUUUGGGAUGAGAAUGAUGCGUUGUGCCUGCCGCCGAGUUGUAUUACCGCCUUGGGUUGGGAGACCCGCAGUAUUUUCAUGCUGCAAACCCGACAUCUAGUCACAACAAUGAAGCCUAUGCCCUUCCGAUGGAUCAAAGAAGUUAUGCUGCACGACCUACCUGUCAUCAUGGUCAGCGUCGCUCGUCGCUUCUACUAUCACGCUUUGAGACCGACGGAGACAGUACCGUGCGAUAUUUCGUCUCUAGCACGACACCACCCUGGGGAUAUCAUCAACGGAUUACCCGUUAUCCGCACUCUAGACGCAACGGUUCGUGACGAUGCUCCGAUUGCUUACCACGAAGACGCUUUUCGUUUGUAUGAGGGCUUGCGCGACAUCAUUAAUAAUCCGCGGGGUAUCGCUUUUGACAACGACGGAUCGUGUCAGAGCUGGGGGAAGGCUGUGCUGGCAGUCAUAUCUACACUUAUGGAAGAGAAGACGCUUGCCGGCACGAGCGGAGGCGUGUCACAGAAGAAAUGGUGGAUGUACGUAUGGUGCGUUAUCAAGGCUUUAAUGGUGUGGCAGGCGUACGCUGCGCGUUUGCGUGUUGUGUGGCGCUUGCGCCACGAGCAGGGCGAUUAUGAUUAGCACAGUUGAUGAAUAGAUUGUUGGACGGAUAGGGAGUGUUCCGAUAGCGAAUAAUCUCAUGGUCUUGG
Bipolaris sorokiniana ND90Pr is the source of this 1052-nucleotide messenger RNA. RefSeq lists its product as uncharacterized. The coding region runs from base 1 to 984 and encodes 327 amino acids. NCBI's taxonomy places the organism in Eukaryota, Fungi, Ascomycota, Dothideomycetes, Pleosporales, Pleosporaceae. Gene Ontology annotation, molecular function: metal ion binding. The transcript has a single exon. The record is from RefSeq and is a predicted model, not a curated record.